Hypoxylon fragiforme is the source of this 1440-nucleotide messenger RNA. Its product is annotated as putative phosphoglycerate kinase PgkA. Gene Ontology annotation, molecular function: phosphoglycerate kinase activity; ADP binding; ATP binding. NCBI's taxonomy places the organism in Eukaryota, Fungi, Ascomycota, Sordariomycetes, Xylariales, Hypoxylaceae. The record is from RefSeq and is a predicted model, not a curated record. Gene Ontology annotation, biological process: gluconeogenesis; glycolytic process. The coding region runs from base 111 to 1364 and encodes 417 amino acids. Gene Ontology annotation, cellular component: cytosol. The transcript is spliced from 3 exons.
AACCUUUUUUUUGAAUUAUUAUUCCUAAAUCUUUCUUCAGACGAACCUCCUCAAGAAAUCUCAGAUAACAAAAAGGAAUUAAUUGAGUUGCAUAUUCCAUUUUCACCAAAAUGUCUCUGUCAAACAAGCUCUCCAUCACGGACGUUGACCUAAAGGGCAAGAGAGUGCUCAUUCGUGUCGACUUCAACGUCCCUCUCGAUGCUGAUAAGAAGGUUACAAACAACCAACGAAUUGCUGGUGCCGUCCCCACUAUCAAGUAUGCCAUCGACAACGGCGCCAAGGCUGUCGUAUUGAUGUCCCACCUUGGCCGUCCUGAUGGCAAGGUCAACCCCAAAUACAGCCUCAAGCCCGUUGUCCCCGAGCUCGAGAAGUUGCUGGGAGUGAGCGUCGAGUUCGCCCCAGACUCCGUCGGGCCUGAGGUCGAGGCUAUCGUGAACAAGGCAACCAACGGCCAAGUUGUUUUGCUAGAGAACCUGCGUUUCCACGCUGAGGAAGAGGGUUCUUCCAAGGAUGCUGAGGGAAAGAAGGUCAAGGCCGACAAGGCUAAAGUUGACGAAUUCCGCAAGGGAUUGACUGCCCUUGGUGAUGUCUACGUCAACGAUGCCUUCGGGACUGCCCACCGAGCACACUCUUCCAUGGUUGGUGUCGACCUCCCCCAAAAGGCUGCUGGUUUCCUCAUGAAGAAGGAACUGGACUACUUCGCACAGGCUCUUGAGUCUCCCAAGCGCCCCUUCCUCGCCAUCCUAGGUGGUGCCAAGGUGUCCGACAAGAUCCAGCUGAUCGACAACCUUCUAGAAAAGGUGAACAGCAUUAUUAUCUGCGGUGGAAUGGCCUUCACUUUCAAAAAGACUCUCGAGGGUGUCAGCAUCGGCAACUCUCUCUUCGACGAAGCCGGAUCCAAGAACGUGGCCAAGCUCAUCGAGAAGGCCAAGGCCAACAACGUCAAGGUCGUGCUCCCCGUCGACUACAUCACCGCCGACAAGUUCGACAAGGACGCCACCACCGGUACUGCCACCGACAAGGAGGGCAUCCCCGAUGGCUGGAUGGGUCUCGACUGCGGUCCCGAAUCCAUCAAACUGUACAAGGAGGCCAUCGACGCCGCCCAGACCAUCCUAUGGAACGGACCCCCCGGCGUCUUUGAGUUCGAGAAGUUCGCCAACGGCACCAAGGCCACGCUCGAUGCCUUCACUGCCGCUGUCGGCGCCGGCAAGAUUGGUAUCAUCGGUGGUGGUGAUACCGCGACCGUGGCCGCCAAGUACGGCGUCGAGAGCAAGUGCUCUCACGUGUCGACAGGUGGCGGCGCGUCCCUUGAGUUGCUCGAGGGCAAGGCGUUGCCGGGUGUGGUCGCCCUUAGCACGAAAUGAGGGUUAUUGGGGCCAUCGGUGCGGUUAUGAGGCAUCGGAUCACUUGGCUACCUACUAGUAGCUCCCUGGCUACCUU